Tripterygium wilfordii is the source of this 2058-nucleotide messenger RNA. RefSeq names its product 5' exonuclease Apollo. Gene Ontology annotation, molecular function: damaged DNA binding; 5'-3' DNA exonuclease activity. Lineage: Eukaryota; Viridiplantae; Streptophyta; Magnoliopsida; Celastrales; Celastraceae. The record is from RefSeq and is a predicted model, not a curated record. Gene Ontology annotation, biological process: double-strand break repair via nonhomologous end joining; interstrand cross-link repair; protection from non-homologous end joining at telomere. The transcript is spliced from 5 exons. Bases 139 to 1440 code for a protein of 433 amino acids.
ACGGUGUCGUUUCUUCGUUGUGUAAAUCAAAAUUAUAGACUGGCGCUUUCAAAAUUUUCAGAUCAAAUUUCACCGCCAAAACAUAAUUAUCGCGAUUACUUCUCUCUGAAAAACGGAGAAGGCACGCAGCACUCGCAGAUGGAGAAAGGCCUGAUCUCGGUGGAUCGAUGGUCGCAGGGGAGUCAGGCGUACUUGCUUACACACCUGCACUCGGACCACACGAGUGGAUUGACCUCGGCGUGGUCCAGGGGUCCGCUCUUCUGCUCCCGAAUAACUGCCAAACUCUUCCCCUUCAAGUUCCCCGAUUUCGAUCUAUCGUUGCUCCGUGUCCUCGAAGAUGGAUCCUGGUACUCCGUUCCCCUGGUCUCUCCUUCGUCUGGAUCUGAAACGGUUGUGCAAGUUAUGGCCAUUGAUGCUCAUCACUGCCCUGGUGCAGUUAUGUUCCUGUUCCGUGGAAAUUUUGGUUGCCUGCUUUAUACUGGUGAUUUCCGCUGGGAAGCAGAUAGUGAGAGAGCGAAGAAAGGAAGGACCAUUCUCCGUGAUGCCCUCAAGAAUGAUGUAAUUGACAUCCUUUAUUUGGAUAACACCUACUGUAAUCCAUCAUAUGUUUUUCCAUCUCGAGAAGUAGCUGCUCAGCAGGUUGUUGACAUAAUUGCUUCACAUCCAGAACAUGACAUCAUCAUUGGGAUUGACUCUCUGGGGAAGGAAGAUCUAUUAAUCCACAUUUCGCGCAAGCUGAAAACAAAGAUUUGGGUGUGGCCAGAACGCUUGCAGACCAUGCAUCUUCUUGGAUUCCAUGACAUUUUUACGACCAAAACAACUCUUACUAGAAUACGAGCUGUUCCUCGUUAUAGUUUUAAUAUCGACACUCUGGAGAGCUUGAAUGCGAUGCGUCCAACUAUUGGAAUCAUGCCAUCUGGUCUUCCGUGGGUGAAACCAACAAAAGGAAAUGCUAAUCUUUUCGGUUCUCUUUUAACAUCUCAUUACAGAAGAAGCAGAUCAAGUUCAAAUGGUGGGAAAGCUGAUGAGAUGACUGGGAAUUUAAGAUCCAUAGAUAGAUUCCACCAGUACAUAUAUUCAGUUCCAUAUUCUGAUCACUCAAGCUUUACAGAGAUACAGGAGUUUAUAGAACUUGCAAAGCCAAUCAACAUGAAGGGCAUUGUCUCUGCAUCAGCUUGCUAUGUUGAACCUCUUUACUAUUUCGGUCGCCUAUGUGGAGUAAGGCAAACAUCACAAACGUUAUAUGUUAAACAUGAGAAGGAAGAGGAAGGCAAGAGAGUUGCAACUAACGAAAGCAAAUAUUGUUUUAGAGAUUUUAAUCCUAAUGCCGAAAAGAGGAAAAGAAAAAAUACCGCAUUGGGAGUUUAUCUGAGCAGGGUGAGUGCGUUGAGACGGAAACGAUGUGGAGCAAAGAUUGUGGAAAGUGAAAGUUCUAUUUGAUUACUUUUCAAGGUUGGCGAUCACCUAGGUAAGGCGUGAAUCGAAUAAAAGAGAACCAAAACGAGCCAAGAUAAGAAGAUUUGACUGCUAGAGCCAAAUUCCGAUUGAUUAGAGUGGGAUCCCGAUCAAUCGGGUUAUGUUGAUCUAGCUCAGUUUGAACUCCAGUGAAGAACUCCGAUUGAUCAUAUAUUAAGCUCGAUCGAUUGGACCAACCUAGUUCGUGAUUUUGUGUUUCGAAACUUCACGGAAAUGCCCCCAAACUCAAGUGGGUCAAGUUCAAAACAACACCAAUUUGUUAGAAAAAUGGCACAAAGGUUUUAGUGGUAUACAAGGGUAGAAAUUAGGUUUUUACUUCAUUCCUGAAGGCUAGGGUUUUGGAGUACUUGUUGGAGGUAGCAUAUGAGCUUGGAGAAGAAAGGGAUUCAUGGGUUUUUCUGUCUCUCUUAUUCUUGUAUCCAUGAUUGUUAUUAUGGAUUUUGAUAUGUAUUUGAAUGCCAUGAGGAACUAAUCCUCUAACUAAGGUCCUAAUGGAAUCCCAUCUUUGAUGAUUCUAUAAACUUGGUAUGUGAUUAUGGAUUUCUUGUUCUUUGUUGAUUAUCUAUGGCUGUGUUUAAUGUU